CUUUUUUUCCAUCAGCCGGUCACACUGCUGUGCACGUUUUUGAAAGCCGGCCCUCAACGCACAAAUCCAAAACAAAUCCAGAAAUCCACAAUGUUUAUGAACUCAAAUCUAUUUGAGCCCGGGAAAUCCAAGGCGGAGAAGAACUUUGUCCAGCAGGCGGUGAAGCAGAACCACAGGCUCGAUGGAAGGCGCUCCAACGAGUGCCGCGACGUGCAGCUAACCUUCGGUGCGGAUUGGGGCACAGUGGCGGUUACUCUGGGCGAGACCAAGGUACUGGCCCAGGUGAGCUCCGACAUCGGCGUCCCAACAACAGCCCGGGCCAACGAGGGCAAGCUCCAGCUGAACGUGAACAUCGGCGGUGUGGCGUUUCUUGACGAAGCGCAGAGCACUCAUGACCAGCGAUUCCUCACCUUAAACUCCCUGCUGGAGCGCACGUUCCGCAGCUCCAGGUGCCUGGACUUGGAGUCGUUGUGCGUGGCUGCCGAGCAGCAUGUGUGGUGUGUCCGAGUGGACAUAAAUGUCCUCAAUCACGAUGGAAAUCUUUAUGAUGCCAGCACUAUAGCCACCCUGGCAGCAUUGAUGCACUACCGCCGGCCGGAUGUGACAUUUGCGGAGGACGAGCUGCGGAUCUACACCGAAAAGGAGCGGGAAUUCCAGCCCCUGCUCUUCCUGCACUAUCCCGUCAGUGUUACGUACUGUAUUUACAAGAGCAGCUCCCAGCCGAUAGUGGAUCCGUCGCUUCUCGAGGAGAACGCCGCCGAUUCGGUGAUUGUCCUUAGCUUUAAUUCGUACAAGGAGCUGUGCACCCUGAACGCCGGAGGCAGUGCACCCACAAACGUACGCACCAUUAUGCAGUGCGCCCGGAAUGCAGCCACUCGGUCCAAGGCCCUGGUGGAUUUCAUACGCAAAGCUUUAGUCCUAGACGAGGAGCAGAGGUCGAAGGGGAGUGGACAGGUCCCGGGACUAGUGGGUCUGAUCAGUGAGGCGGCGCACAAGAUGAGCUUCCACCAACUGAUGAAGGACGAGCUGGACAAGGAGCGUGCCACGACAGAAGAUUCGCAAAUGGAGGUGGACGAGCAGCCUCCAGAACAGGCGGUGGUGUCAGUGGCCCAAGACGAUGUUAAGAAGGAGAAGCCCAAGCAAGAAAAGGAGACGCCGAUGGACGACAGCAGCUGGCUGCCGGAGGAGAGCACCCCGGCGACUGUUCCCGCACCCAAAGCGGGAAAAACCAAACAAAAUCGAAAUAAGAACAAGGGAAACAAAAAACAACAUUCGAAAAAACCACAAAAUGAAAGCGAUUCAGAGGAGGAGACCAAGCCGGUUAUCUAGUCGGGGGAUAGAGAGAGAGGAGAGUGAUCCUGAUAGUUAAAUGAAAAUGCUUUCAAUUAAGUUUUAUUUAGGCUUAUAAGUAUGGCUAAAAAUCAGUCUAGGCAUUUAACAGAAAUCGCAUAGGGUGGAAUUCCAAUCGGAGCUUGGAACCAAGAUCUUAGUUCGUCUUAGUCUUAAACUAGAGCUCUAAAUAUAUAAUUCCGAAUGGGACGACGAUGUUAAACGUUUAAAAAUGUGUGUGUGGAAAGGCUGUUGUUUUCAUUGAAUUAUAUCUUUUACAGCAAA
Drosophila ananassae is the source of this 1614-nucleotide messenger RNA. RefSeq names its product exosome complex component rrp45 (gene Rrp45). The coding region runs from base 91 to 1329 and encodes 412 amino acids. The transcript has 4 exons. The record is from RefSeq and is a predicted model, not a curated record. NCBI's taxonomy places the organism in Eukaryota, Metazoa, Arthropoda, Insecta, Diptera, Drosophilidae. Gene Ontology annotation, biological process: nuclear polyadenylation-dependent rRNA catabolic process; U4 snRNA 3'-end processing; U5 snRNA 3'-end processing. Gene Ontology annotation, cellular component: cytoplasmic exosome (RNase complex); nuclear exosome (RNase complex).